AUGGAGCCGCUGUUCCUGGCCUGGAGCUACUUCAGGCGCAGGAGGUUCCAGCUCUGCGCCGAUCUGUGCACGCAGAUACUGGAGAAGUCCCCUUGUGACCAGGCAGCCUGGAUUUUGAAAGCACGAGCACUGACUGAAAUGGUGUACGUAGAUGAAAUUGACAUAGAUCAGAACGGAAUCGCAGAAAUGAUGCUGGAUGAGAAUGCUAUUGCUCAAGUUCCCCGUCCUGGAACAUCUCUGAAACUCCCUGGAAAUAAUCAGACAGGAGGGCCUAGCCCCGCGGUCAGGCCGAUCACUCAGGCUGGAAGACCCAUUACAGGUUGUCUGAGGUCCGGCACGCAGAGCGGAAGACCAGGCACUUUGGAGCAGGCCAUCAGGAUGCCGAGGACUGCCUACACUGCCCGCCCCAUUGCCAGCUCGUCUGGGAGGUUUGUCAGGCUGGGAACGGCUUCCAUGCUUACAAGUCCUGAUGGACCUUUUAUAAAUUUAUCUAGACUGAAUUUAACAAAAUAUGCCCAGAAACCUAAAUUGGCAAAGGCUCUGUUUGAGUAUAUCUUUCAUCAUGAAAAUGAUGUUAAGACUGCUUUGGAUUUGGCUGCCCUUUCCACGGAGCAUUCUCAGUACAAGGACUGGUGGUGGAAAGUGCAGCUUGGAAAAUGUUACUACAGGUUAAGAUUGUAUCGUGAAGCAGAGAAACAGUUUAAAUCAGCCCUGAAGCAGCAGGAAAUGGUAGAUACAUUUCUCUACUUGGCAAAAGUUUACAUCUCAUUGGAUCAACCCGUGACUGCUAUAAAUCUUUUCAAACAAGGCUUAAACAAGUUUCCAGGAGAGGUAACCUUACUUUAUGGAAUUGCCAGGAUUUAUGAGAAAAUGAACAGUAUAUCAUCAGCCACUGAAUACUACAAAGAGAUUUUGAAACAAGACAAUACCCAUGUGGGAGCCAUUGUGUUCAUUGGGAUUGACCACUUCUACGCUGAGCAGCCAGAAGUAGCUCUCCGGUUUUUCAGGCGAGUCCUCCAGAUGGGUGUUUACAACUGCCCGCUUUUUAACAACCUGGGGCUGUGUUGCUUCUACGCCCAGCAGUACGAUAUGACUCUGACCUCGUUUGAACGUGCCCUUUCUCUGGCUGAAGAUGAAGAAGAGGUAGCUGCCGUCUGGUACAACUUGGGACAUAUUGCUGUGGGGGUAGGGGACAUGAACCUGGCCCACCAGUGCUUCCGGCUGGCUCUGGUGAGCGACAACAACUUUGCGGAGGCCUACAACAACCUGGCAGUGCUGGAGAUGCGGAGGGGCCACGUGGAACAGGCAAAAGCACUGUUACAAACUGCAUCAUCUUUAAUACCCAAUUUGUACGAGCCACAUUUUAAUUUUGCAACAAUUUCUGAUCAGAUUGGAGAUCUACAGAGGAGUUAUACUGCUGCUCAGAAGUCUGCGGCAGCAUUUCCAGCUCACAUGGACACAAAACGCUUAAUUGAGCAGUUAAAGCAGCAUUUUGCUGUGCUCUGA
Messenger RNA from Rangifer tarandus platyrhynchus (Svalbard reindeer), 1506 nucleotides. The record is from the annotation of a GenBank genome assembly. NCBI's taxonomy places the organism in Eukaryota, Metazoa, Chordata, Mammalia, Artiodactyla, Cervidae.